AUGUCCAACUCCCUCUCUCCGUCCCCACUACAUCAAUCUCCAUCGUUCCAUCUCCAACUCCCUCUCUCAUUCCCCACUACAUCCACCUCCAUCGUUCCAUCUCCACCUCCCUCUGUCCGUCCCCACUACAUCCACCUCCAUCGUUCCAUCUCCACCUCCCUCUAUCCGUCCCCACUACAUCCCCCUCCAUCGUUCCAUCUCCACCUCCCUCUAUCCGUCCCAACUACAUCCAUCUCCACCGUUCCAUCUCCAACUCCAUCUCUCAGUCCCCACUACAUCCACCUCCAUCGUUCCAUCUCCACCUCCCUCUAUCCGUCCCCACUACGUCCAUCUCCACCGUUCCAUCUCCAACUCCCUCUCUCCGUCCCGACUAAAUCCACCUCCAUCGUUCCAUCUCCAACUCCCUCUCUCAUUCCCCACUACAUCCACCUCCAUCGUUCCAUCUCCACCUCCCUCUAUCCGUCCCCACUACGUCCAUCUCCACCGUUCCAUCUCCAACUCCCUCUCUCCGUCCCGACUACUUCCACCUCCAUCGUUCGAUCUCCAACUCUCUCUCUCCGUCCCCACUACAUCCCCCUCCAUCGUUCCAUCUCCACCUCCCUCUAUCCGUCCCCACUACGUCCAUCUCCAACGUUCCAUCUCCAACUCCCUCUCUCCGUCCCGACUACUUCCACCUCCAUCGUUCGAUCUCCAACUCUCUCUCUCCGUCCCCACUACAUCCAGCUCCAUCGUUCCAUCUCCAACUCCCUCUCUCAUUCCCCACUACAUCCACCUCCAUCGUUCCAUCUCCACCUCCCUCUAUCCGUCCCCACUACGUCCAUCUCCACCGUUCCAUCUCCAACUCCCUCUCUCUGUCCCCACUACAUCCACCUCCAUCGUUCCAUCUCCACCUCCCUCUAUCCGUCCCCACUACGUCCAUCUCCAACGUUCCAUCUCCAACUCCCUCUCUCCGUCCCCACUACAUCAAUCUCCAUCGUUCCAUCUCCCACUCCCUCUCUCCGUCCCGAGCACAUCCACUUCCAUCGUUCCAUCUCCAACUCCCUCUCUCCAUCCCAACUACAUCCAUCUCCAUCGUUCCAUGUCCAACUCCCUCUCUCCGUCCCCACUACAUCAAUCUCCAUCGUUCCAUCUCCAACUCCCUCUCUACGUCCCCACUACAUCCAUCUCCAUAGUUCCAUCUCCAACCCCCUCUAUCCGUCCCCACUACAUCCACCUCCACUCCAUCGUUCCAUCUCCAACUCCCUCUCUCAUUCCCCACUACAUCCACCUCCAUCGUUCCAUCUCCACCUCCCUCUAUCCGUCCCCACUACAUCCCCCUCCAUCGUUCCAUCUCCACCUCCCUCUAUCCGUCCCAACUACAUCCAUCUCCACCGUUCCAUCUCCAACUCCAUCUCUCAGUCCCCACUACAUCCACCUCCAUCGUUCCAUCUCCACCUCCCUCUAUCCGUCCCCACUACGUCCAUCUCCAACGUUCCAUCUCCAACUCCCUCUCUCCGUCCCCAAUACAUCCACCUCCAUUGUUCCAUCUCCAACUCCCUCUCUACGUCCCCACUACAUCCAUCUCCAUAG
Molecule: messenger RNA, 1569 nt
Organism: Mizuhopecten yessoensis (Yesso scallop)
Lineage: Eukaryota; Metazoa; Mollusca; Bivalvia; Pectinida; Pectinidae
Product: proline-rich extensin-like protein EPR1
Exons: 1
Coding region: 1-1569 (522 amino acids)
Source: RefSeq, a predicted model, not a curated record